GUUUUAGCUUUCAACCUUGAACAUGGCCUCUCUCAAGUCUUCCUCUCGGUAUUCCUCAUUGGAUUCUCGAUCUUCGGCUUCUUCUCCAUCCUCAUCUUCCGAGUUCAAAAAACCUGGCAAGAAUCCCUCUUCUCUCAAGCGCCUGACCGGAAGGUCGCCUGAUCCUAUCUCGACUGCAGAGAAUUCGUCUCGUGUGCUUGCCAAAACUAAAUCUUCUGAUAUAGCUUCGACUAAGAUCAAGAACGAACAGAAUUUGAGUUCUUUGGUGAAGAAAUUCAUGGAGAAGAGAUCAAAAAUGAAGGCGGGAGCGGAUCACAAAACGCUCGUUAUACCUGCCGACUUUAUAGCUGAGGAUCUGAAGAAGACGGCAGCGAAAGGGUCAAAGUUUUCAGCUUUCCCCAAGAAAUUGUUUCAAAAGGGUUCUUCUCCCGCAACGAGUCGAACUGAGACUAAGGCAUUGACGGAGGUGAAGGCGAACACAAGGACGUUGGCGAUGGUGCUUAGGAGUGAGAGAGAGCUCUUGAAUCAGAACAAAGAGCACGAAACAGAAAUCGGGGAGCUCAAGAUGAUGGUUGAGGAGAAAAAUAGAGAGGUCGAGAAGUUGAAAGACUUGUGUUUGAAACAAAGGGAAGAAAUAAAAUCCUUGAAAAGUGCAAUUCUGUUCCCAGAUAUUAUGAACUCUCAACUUCAUGAGAUUUUAGAGAAGCAGGGAUCAGAAUUUAAACAGGCAAGACAGGUCAUUCCAACUCUCCAAAGGCAGGUGACUUCUCUUACAGGCCAGCUCCAGUCCCUUGCUGAGGGUCUUGCUGAGGUUAAAGCAGAUAAAUAUGCACUUCAAGCAUGUUUUGAGCCACAUGGCAACUCUCCAAAAACUCCCGCAUACGAUCAAGAGGCUGCUAAUUCUUUGGAAUUCAGUUCAGGGGAUCCAGUAACUCCUGGUAGUCCGGAUGAUAUGUUUCUCAAGGAUUUGAAUCCUUGUUUGACACCUUAUUAUGCCAUGACAAAAUCUAAGGAGUUUGAGAUGAUGGGUUAUGAUUCUCCAAAUGAGGAACCGUUAGAAGCGUGGAAUGAUGACUACUUAGUUUCUCUUUCUCAUGGGGGGAAACUGUCCAAGAGCUCUGAGUAUUGCACAAGACCAAGUUUGGGGAAUGCAGCUGCUCAUGUUGCUCGCAGAUCAGAUGAGAAUAAAUGUGUUAAUGGAAAGGUUAUCUAUCAAAAGCUUUUCUAAAUGUGUAAGUUGCUAUUGUCUCAAGUUUCACUCCAAUUACCAUUUCUUCUUCCUUUUUCUCCGCUUAGUUUGUUUAUUUGGUUCUGUAGUGGUAAUCUGUAAUUCCAUAGUUGAAAAGUACAUUGGGAAAAAUAAUUUAAAGAUCCUUCAUUUCUGUGUAAAUGAAAAUAGAUGUUUAAUGUU
Messenger RNA from Telopea speciosissima, 1411 nucleotides. RefSeq lists its product as uncharacterized. The transcript has 5 exons. NCBI's taxonomy places the organism in Eukaryota, Viridiplantae, Streptophyta, Magnoliopsida, Proteales, Proteaceae. The record is from RefSeq and is a predicted model, not a curated record. Bases 23 to 1228 code for a protein of 401 amino acids.